AUGAGCUCUGCCUUGUGGAACAAGGAGAAGCCCAGUGGGGGCUUCAGGGAGGACUGGCGCUUCUACAUGGUCGUCAAAGAGUGCACAGUAGAGAAGCCUCCCCAAAAGACCUUAAGAAUCCCUCGUGGCAGUCUUGGCCAGGCGUGCCAGGAGCGCAAUAGCCUGGGGCGCACAUUGCCACCCUGCAAGGGCAAGAAAAGUUUGCGCAUACUUGACCAGACCAACGUAGUACUAAGUCUGGAUGAACGGGAUGUCCUUGAGCUUGAUGAGAAACUGGCUGAACUCCUCUUCCCUAUCACUAACUGUGAAGAACGCUACAGCCUUCUCUGCAAUAAACCACGUCUGGAGCGUGUACGCGACAUUGACUGUGGUUCUAAGGUCCGUGUCCAGCUCCGGUCAGGAGAUGAGCCGCUGCCUGGUGUGGUCCGAUUUAAGGGCUCUCUGCUGCCAGACAGGGCUCUUUCUGGAAUCUGGUUUGGAGUGGAACUACUGGAGGAGGGCAGGGGACAAGGAUUCACAGAGGGCUCCUAUCAGGGCCGGCAGCUUUUCCGCUGUGAAGACGAGUGUGGGGUGUUUGUGGCUCUGGACAAACUUGAACUUUGGGAGGAGGAUGAUGAAGAUGGUUUGGGGGAGCUGGAUAUGGAACAUGUCAGCCUUGUAGAUGAUGAUCAGGACUAUCCUCCACUUCCACCACUGGAGAUCAACUCCAGGGUCCUGGUGCAGACCAGAGGUGGCCCAGAGAGAGGGACCAUCAUUUUUUGUGAUCUGCUGCCGGGAAAUGAGAGCUUGGGCUACUAUGUAGGAGUGGACAUGGACAAUCCUAUUGGCGACUGGAAUGGUGUGAUGGAUGGGAAGCUACUAUGUAAUUUUGCCAGUUUGGAGCAUACAAAACUAGUCCCGAUUUGUGACGUAAUGCCAGAAUAUUCCAUGCAGGACCAAAGGCUGCAAAAGCACAGUUUUCCUUCCAGAGGCACCAACAAUGACAAGUCUGGCCAAAGCAAACCAAAGAGUAAAGGUUUAGGUCACCAGUGUGGCAGUAGAAGCAAGUCUGAAUUUUACUAUACUUUAAAUGGCAGCUCUGUUGAUCCCCCUGCUCAGUCCAAAUCCAAAAGCACAUGGUACAUUGAUGAAGUUGGAGAGGAUCCUGCGAAGUCACUCACUGAAACUCCCCCUGAUUUUAACCAGGCCUCCCCGCCUUCCAGAGCACCCCCUUCAGCCUCCUUGUCCAGCGAUAACAAGUUCCACUCGUUGCCCUUUAGCUUGAACAGAAAAACUGGGCCCAAUGACAGCAUAAGCCAUGGGCCGCUGUCUCUGUCUGUCCAGUCUGUGAUGGGAGAGCAGCCUGAGGCCUUGUCACCUGCUGCACCAUCCUCUCCUCGACCUCCUACACCGCCUCAUGGACAGCCAGGCUUGGAGGUGGGCUCUCUGGUGGAAGUGAAGGAGAAUCCCCCUCUGUGUGGAGUUAUUCGCUGGGUGGGACUGCCCCCUGGUUUGUUGGAGCCACUGGCUGGAUUAGAAUUGGAAGAGGAGUGUCCUGGUUGCACUGAUGGAACCUUCAAAGGUACUCGUUACUUUACUUGUCCACCAAAAAAAGCCCUGUUUGUAAAGCUCAAAUGCUGUCGGCCCGACUCCCGCUUCCCUUCCUUACAUCAUUCGUCCAACCCCAUAGAGAGAUGCAACUCCAUUGCUUUUGGGGGUUACCUAAGUGAGGUGGUGCAUGAAAAUACCCCACCCCGGACGGAGAAUGAUGGUCUAGAUGUGAUGGUGGGGAAAAAGAAGGGCAUCCAGGGCCACUACAACUCCUGCUACCUGGACUCUACUCUCUUUUGUCUUUUUGCCUUUAGCUCUGUUCUGGAUACAGUUUUGCUAAGACCACGUUCUAAGACAGAUGUGGAGUAUUACAGAGAGACCCAGGAGCUACUGCGCACAGAGAUAGUUAACCCCCUGCGAAUACAUGGUUAUGUGUGUGCUACCAAAAUUAUGAAGCUAAGGAGGAUCUUGGAGAAGGUGGAAGCAGCAUCAGGUUUUACAUCAGAGGAGAAAGACCCGGAGGAGUUUUUAAAUAUCCUGUUUCAUCACAUUCUUAGAGUGGAUCCUUUACUAAAACUAAGGUCAGCUGGUCAAAAAGUUCAAGACUGUUAUUUUUAUCAGAUAUUUAUGGACAAAAAGGACAAAGUUGGUGUUCCUACAAUCCAGCAACUUCUAGAGUGGUCUUUCAUUAACAGUGACCUCAAGUUUGCUGAGGCUCCUUCCUGCCUUAUCAUCCAGAUGCCCCGCUUUGGCAAGGACUUCAAAAUGUUCAACAAGAUUUUCCCCUCACUGGAGUUGGACAUCACAGAUCUACUUGAUGACACUCCAAGGGAAUGUCGAAUCUGUGGCGGUCUGGCUCUGUACGAGUGUCGUGACUGCUACGAGGAUGGAGAUAUCACGGCUGGCAAGAUAAAACAGUUCUGUGAGAAGUGCAAUACACAGGUUCAUCUCCACCCAAAGAGAAAAGCACAUCGACAUGGUAAACUGUCUGUCCCCAAGGAGCUUCAAGAGGGAAUGGGUCGACAGGGGAGCUUCCCUCGCCAGAGGAUGGAGCUGUUUGCUGUGCUCUGCAUAGAAACCAGUCACUAUGUGGCCUUUGUCAAAUACGGGAGUGCGGACUCAGCCUGGCUCUUCUUUGAUAGCAUGGCUGACCGUGAUGGAGGACAGAAUGGGUUUAACAUUCCCCAGGUGUCUCCAUGUCCAGAGGUGGAAGCCUACCUUAAAAUGAGUCCAGAAGAACUGCACGCCCUGGACCCUAAGAGCAUCCAGGGGCAGGCGCGCCGCCUCCUGUGUGAUGCUUACAUGUGCAUGUACCAGAGCCCCACCAUGAGCCUGUACAAAUAGUCAUCUCUGUAAGCUUCAGUCACAACUCUACCCUCCAUUUGCAACAUAUUUACAGACAAACUCAACUAAAAGAUGCAACUAAAAAGGCAGCCAGCUCUUGGGGUGUCCAGCCCUACGGAUGAAGAUCCUCUUUGCACUGUGCAAUAGUUAAGUGUUGUGGUUUUCAUGUUGUCCCAUGUAGCUUUCUGCUCUCACAGCCUGUAACAUACUGACGCAGAUGCAAGCCUUACAAACCUUUCUUUCAUAUUUUGAAGGAUCUUUAGGGGUUCAUUGCACAAGGAGGAAGUUCAACAGGCCCAAGACAUAACAUUCAUUUUCAUCCUACCUAUAUAGUAGGGCUGCAAUUCAGACUGAAUUAAAUAAUCAUAAUCAUUUUUUGAUAAUCAUAAUGCCACACAUGCCAAAAGACCAUUUGGUAUUAUUAAAGGGGACAUAUGAUGUAAAAUCAACCUAGUAUCCAUGUUAUAACAGUGUUCCCUCACCAUAAGCUUACUCAGUUAUCUACUGAUUCUUGCAUGUGAGAGUAAUCUUCUGUUGUCCUCCAUUUUAGGCUUGGGUGGUCAUAAAAUGUUCACCUGUCCUCCAUCUCCACCUCAUACUCUGUACUUAACUAUUGUUAUUUUAUAAAUGCAGACUGUGGGUCAUAUAUAGGGUUCGUGUGGCCAUUUUCCAACAAUAAAUACACGUAAAUGAAGUUCUGCAGUUUUGAACACAAUGUCCUUCUGUACUUUCCAGUGAACACAACCUAAAAUAAUGAUAUAUGCAUGUUAUACUUUAAUACUUAAUACCAGAAAAAUGUUUUCUUUAAAUCAGAAUCUCAAAAAAUAAUUUAAGUUUUAUCAGUAAUACAGUCACCAUCGUUCAAACUUUAUGUGGUAUAAAAAUAUUUUAAAACUCGCAAUGAACAAGAGAAGUAAUCUGUCGACUACUAAGAAAAUGGUCAGUUGCAGCCCUACUAUAUACUGCUGUAGUCUCUGUAAAACCUCAGUAGCAUCUAUACAUCCAGGUCAGACACAAUGAAAAUAGAUGUCAACCUAGUGUGCAUUGCAUUAGGACCAGAAAAUUCUGUUCUUUGUGAACCGCUUUGCCCAUUUGCCCAUUACACUGUGUAAAUGUCAUUAUAUGUCCAGCAGAAAUAGUCGUAGCCAUUAUAAAAGUCUCAUGUUUUACUGCAUUCUUUGUUCAAACAAUGCUGCACUUUUGCUCUUUUCUUAAGUGGACCUAUCAGGAAACAUUUAGGUUGUGCUUUUUGCUCUGCCAUUAGAAGUCACAGUGAGUGCUAGUUUGUUAGUUGGGGAGCAUAAGAGUUUUGUCUUACAGAAUACAAAUUUGCUUUUCCUCUUAAGCUCUGAAGAAUCGCCUGCAUUGCUGAUGCAGAGUAGAUGCCAGAUAAAUGCAUGAAGGGAGACUUGUACAAUGGCUCCUAUUGUAAAGCUGCCUGGGUGAGCACUCCUCCAUGCAUUCAUAUAACAAGACUGGAAGGUCUGGCCAUUUUCUUUAAGUGUGUUGUGAGAAAUACACACACAGUGUUUGGUUUGUAAGAUUUUGACAUAAUGUGGUGUUGACUAAUUUAUAUUUGCUCUUUUCCAAGCCUUUUCUCUGUCUCUUAAAGACAGUCUUUGAAAUAUGUCAACACAACUGAUACGCCCUGCCACAAGGAAAAAAAUACUGUAACAUUUAUAGAAAGUUUCUUUUUUUUAGCUACUACUAAUAAAUAUAUUAUUUAUUAUAAAUCUGAUGACCAACUUGUCUCCCUUUUUAAGAAGUUGAAACAGGGUAGAUCCUAGGUUGGGUGCACCUUUUGCUCUUGAACUGUAUUUUGAAGUGAAUCAUUGUAGUUUACGCUGUCCUAAUAGCAACUACUGAAUGUUAAUAGUGACACAGUGAAAAGUGUAAAGAAUGAAGAGGCAUCAGGGUGCUAAGCUUUGAGACUAUAAACUGUAUAUUUGCAUGUAUUUAAAGAACAAAAAUAACUUCAUUCUAAUGUAGUUUCACCUGCUGCAUCUCAUUUAUUGUCCGGAUCACAGCAUUUGAAAUUAAAUGAAACCAACAUUAGGAUGAAAUUACAGUAUACAAUUGUCCAAAUCCUUAUUUUCUUAAGUCAUAGAAGAAUUAUAAAGUGAGUAUUCUGGGUUGCUUUUAAGCAAGGCUCCCUCUUCUUUGGUGUUCAUUGUUCAUUGUUACCGAGAGAUCCAGCAGGCCUAUGUGUGUAAACUGACUGAAGCACGUUCUCUAUGAGAGUUCAACUCUUCUGUGGCAUCUGUGCACUGCAGACAUGUGACAGGUGGAAAUUAAUGUCAGUAAUGUUCCUGUAAAUCUUAUCUAAAUAAAGCCCAUUUUCCAGGC
This is a messenger RNA of Boleophthalmus pectinirostris (great blue-spotted mudskipper), 5220 nucleotides long. RefSeq names its product cylindromatosis (turban tumor syndrome), a (gene cyld). Bases 1 to 2874 code for a protein of 957 amino acids. The transcript is spliced from 16 exons. Gene Ontology annotation, biological process: necroptotic process; regulation of intrinsic apoptotic signaling pathway; positive regulation of extrinsic apoptotic signaling pathway. Lineage: Eukaryota; Metazoa; Chordata; Actinopteri; Gobiiformes; Gobiidae. Gene Ontology annotation, molecular function: K63-linked deubiquitinase activity; cysteine-type deubiquitinase activity. Gene Ontology annotation, cellular component: cytosol. The record is from RefSeq and is a predicted model, not a curated record.